GUGUGCAUAUAAUCAAUCAAGAGAGAGGACUUCUUAAUUUAUCUCUGUGCAUAAAAUAAGGAAUAAGGAAAUUUUGGGUUGAUAGUAUAAUAUCCCUUCCCCUCCUAAUUUAUCAAUGUUAUGUAAACAUACCCUUAAAAAAAUAGUAACCAUCAAACCGCACAUUAUGUCAAAAUAUGAGUAUAAAAAGUAACCCAUCCCAUUGUGCCCUUUGUUUAAGUAAAAACAAAUGGAAUCGUUAUACAAGGCUCUCAACAAAAUAUUUGGUCACGUUGAAGAAGAAGCACCACCUCAACCCGUCAACACUCGUUUACAAAAUCGUAGUAAUGAAAUGGCCGCUAUCCAUAGCUCUGAGUUAGUCACCUACCCUUUGUUUAAUAAUUUUGAUGAUCUGGAUAACUUCUUACGUCUUCAAUUCAACACUGGUGCUCUUGCUCCUGGUGGGAUUUUAAGAGACAUCGGAAGAGCCAAAGAGCAUAACGGGCUCAUCACACUCGAAACCAAAAUCGCACAAUGCGAAGCACAAGCCUCCAAAAAAGAAGCCGAUGCGUCUUGGCUUGAAAGAGAAGCUGUCAAAAAAGAGAUCAAAUUCAAAAGUUACAGAUUACAAGCUUCAUCGCAUCCAGAUAUUGUAGCUGAAACCAGUUUGCUCAUGACCGAAAUCAACAAUUUAAAAGCAGAAGCCAGGCUCGCUCGUGAUGAGGCUCAGAAUAUCAGAGAUCUUACCCGUUACGAUGUAGAAGAUUACUUUGCUGAAAAAUAUAGACGAGAACUUACGGUUAAUAAUGAUUUUGAUAAGACAGCUACAACGGUUUCUAAAGAUGCGGAGCUUACCGUUGCGUAUGAAGAAGAUGGCGAAACAUAUUAUAUCAUCUAGUCUAAUCUGUUUCUGUUCUUCUUCUUAUAUCUAGUUAUCUGCCUUUGAAGACGCUCUAAGUUUUUUUUUUUCUUAAACAUCUCAUGCUGGCAGAUUUUGUCAUUGCCAGUUAUACGCACGUACUAGUAAAAUGUAGACAAUAAAUAAAAUGGCAUUCGCCAAAAUAA
Messenger RNA from Mucor mucedo, 1044 nucleotides. RefSeq lists its product as uncharacterized. NCBI's taxonomy places the organism in Eukaryota, Fungi, Mucoromycota, Mucoromycetes, Mucorales, Mucoraceae. The coding region runs from base 230 to 877 and encodes 215 amino acids. The transcript has a single exon. The record is from RefSeq and is a predicted model, not a curated record.